GGCACAUCCAUCGCCUCACCGGGCCCCGACAGCUCGGCUCUAACUGCCGAUGCUCGCGGGACCACUUCUGACAGGCCAACCGAUAACCUCCCCCUUCCGCACCGCCGACGACAAGCUGCAAGACGUGAUGCUGCCGCCAAUGCACCCGAGUCAUCGACCCCAACCCCAUCAACAAAUUCAAUGGCAACGUCUUUGCCUCCCGACGCCUCCUCCCGCCUAGCCGACACAGCCGCCCGCGCACCAGCCCAUUCGCUCCGACGCACCCUCUCCGCCCUCCUCUCUCUCUCCAAACCCCGCCUCACCGUCCUCGUCGUCCUCUCUGCAAUGGUCCCCUACGCCCUCUACCCGGUCCCGGCCUUCCUCUCCUCCGGCGCCCUCGCCUCGGCAGCCGAGCACAUCCCCUCCCUCUCGCCGCUAACCCUCCUCUUCCUCACGACGGGCACAACCCUCUGCUCGGCCGCCGCCAACGCACUCAACAUGCUCUACGAGCCCGACACCGACGCCAGGAUGAGCCGCACCCGCACCCGCCCGCUGGUGCGGGGGUUGCUGACCACUCGCGCCGCGGUGCUGUUUGCGCUGGGCUGCGGGGCUGCGGGGAUAGCCGCGCUGUACCUCGGCGUCAAUCCCACGGUGGCGUUUCUGGGUGCCGCGAAUAUCGCGCUCUAUGCGGGCGCGUAUACCCCCCUCAAGCGCGUCUCGGCGGUGAAUACGUGGGUCGGGGCUGUCGUGGGCGGGAUUCCGCCGCUGAUGGGCUGGGCAGCUGCCGCUGGGGAGAGCGCCACGGGAGACGGGACGUGGCGGGAGCUGUUGUUUGCCAGCGACGGGUCGAGCUUGGGAGGGUGGUUGUUCGCCGGGCUGCUGUUUGCGUGGCAAUUUCCACACUUUAUGCCGCUGUCAUGGGGGAUUCGGGAGGAGUACAAGGCUGCCGGGUUGAGAAUGCUGUGCUGGGUGAAUCCCGCCAGGAAUGCGAGGGUUGCGUUGCGGUACAGCAUUGUGUUUGUCCCGCUGUGUAUGGGACUGUGUGCAGCGGGGAUUACCGAGUGGAGCUUUGCGGUGACGAGUCUGCCCGUCAAUCUGUGGUUGAUCCGCCAGGCCAUCAGGUUUUGGCGCUACCAGGGACACAAGGGCAGCGCGCGAAGUCUGUUCUGGGCCAGCGUCUGGCAUUUGCCUGUCAUUAUGGUGCUGGCGCUGGCACAGAAAAAGGGGAUGUGGACACGUGUGUGGAAGAGCGUGGCCGGUGAGCCGGAAGAGGAGGAAUUUGACGAGGACGAU
Molecule: messenger RNA, 1272 nt
Organism: Parathielavia appendiculata
Lineage: Eukaryota; Fungi; Ascomycota; Sordariomycetes; Sordariales; Chaetomiaceae
Product: mitochondria protoheme IX farnesyltransferase
Exons: 1
Biological process (GO): heme A biosynthetic process
Cellular component (GO): mitochondrion; mitochondrial membrane
Molecular function (GO): protoheme IX farnesyltransferase activity
Source: RefSeq, a predicted model, not a curated record